This is a messenger RNA of Chelonoidis abingdonii (Abingdon island giant tortoise), 1402 nucleotides long. NCBI's taxonomy places the organism in Eukaryota, Metazoa, Chordata, Testudines, Testudinidae. The record is from RefSeq and is a predicted model, not a curated record.
CUGCGGAGCCGCCGCUCGCUCCGCUUUCAUAAGCGGAUGGGUUUGCAGGGGGGCCGGUCCCUUCCGGAUGAAUGGGACCGCGCUGUGCCAGAGGCGGUGCGGAGUGACGACGUGUUCAGUCGGGGAGGAGGAGCGCUCCCACUGCCCCGGACCCAGGGCAUAGCGGACGGAGCCCGCUCCAUCGCCAGUGCUUGUUUCCUCCUCUGCUGUUCAGAAGCCGCGUCCCCAGGCCCUUCGCUUCAGCGCUUGCAAAGCGGGGGUGGCUAGCCAGGAGCUCUGCCAGCUCCUUGGAAGUGCUCGGGGAGUCCCCGAUCGUCCCCCCGCGUGUCCCUCGCCUGCAGCCGGUGGCAGCCCCUUCCCCGAUCGCUCGUGGGCCGCUGGCUCUGGCUGCUGCCGGCUUCCGGAUGGAUUAGUGGCCGAGCCCUGGCCGCUGCUGUCCCUUGGUGCAAUCACAAGGCUGCCCCAAAUAAAGACCGAAGUGUUACCUUCGGGGAAACUGAGGAAUGUCUGCAUUUCCCUCCGCCAGAAGCUUAACGGAGAGGCCGGGGGGUGGGGUAUACCAGGGUAGAGAGAAGUAAGCCAGGAUGGAUUUGUACGAUCCUCAGACGCUGGGUGUUAUGGUCUUUGGUGGUUUCAUGGUGAUUUCAGCUAUUGGGAUCUUCCUGGUGUCUACCUUCUCCAUGAAGGAGACCUCUUACGAGGAAGCCCUGGCUAAGCAACGCAAGGAGCUUGAGAAAACGCAGCAGCACAAAGUGGAGAAGAAAAAGAAAGAGAAACCUGUUGAGAAGAAAGGAAAGGCUAAGAAAAAAGAGGAGAAACCGAAUGGGAAAAUACCUGAGCAGGAGCUGGUUCCGGAUGUGACUGAUGCUCCCAAGGAAGUAGACCCUGAACCUGUUGCGGUGUCUGAGCCAGUGAUCAUUGAGUCUCCUAUUCUGGCGGUUUCGGCUCCCCCUCAGGAGAAGGAGAAACCUGCCCCAUCACCUAAAGACAAGAAAAAGAAGGAAAAGAAGGUGGCCAAGGUUGAGCCAGCUCCCCCUCUUGUUACUUCUCCAUCAGUCUCUGUAUCAAAAUCUUCUCCAGUCUUGGAGGUAGCUGCCAAAGAAGUGCCUAUUGUGGCAGUCCCACCGGUUGGCACGCUACAAAGUGCGCCUGUAGUUCACUCUGUUGCUGUCAAAAAAGCAGAAGCUCUGGUAACCCAAGAAGAGACAAAGCACGACGGAGCUGCCAGGAAGAAGGCAGUGGCCAAGAAGAAGAGUGAGUUGAGUAAGUAUGUGACUCCUGCAAGCAUCCUUACGGUAUGUCACCAGAGGCGCUAUGUGAUGGGGAAGCUGAGCAUUGGUAUGUCAGGUGAGGAGCAGAGGGGGAUUGCCCCCUUUCUCUGCUGUUAACUUGCCUAGAAAUG